This is a messenger RNA of Carassius auratus (goldfish), 1823 nucleotides long. Its product is annotated as transmembrane emp24 domain-containing protein 4-like. The transcript is spliced from 5 exons. NCBI's taxonomy places the organism in Eukaryota, Metazoa, Chordata, Actinopteri, Cypriniformes, Cyprinidae. The coding region runs from base 53 to 721 and encodes 222 amino acids. The record is from RefSeq and is a predicted model, not a curated record.
GAGCGACUCUGAAAUCGAUUCGCAUCCCUGGAUUGAGAGAGAGGUGAUUUUGAUGGAGAUGAAGGCGGUGGUGUCCAGUACAGGGCUUAUGCUUCUAUUUGCGUGGCUUUCUCCAAGCCAAGCCCUUUAUUUCCACAUCGGAGAGACGGAGAAGAAAUGUUUUAUAGAAGAAAUACCCGACGAAACCAUGGUGAUCGGGAGAUACAGAACACAGUUGUGGGACAAACAGGCUGGCUCUUUUCUCCCAUCCACCCCUGGUUUAGGCAUGCACGUGGAAAUCAAAGAUCCUGAUGCAAAGAUCAUCCUGUCCCGUCAGUACGGCUCAGAUGGCCGUUUCACCUUCACGUCCCACACACCAGGCGAGCAUCAAAUCUGCCUCCACUCCAACUCCACCAAGAUGGCUCUGUUUACUGGGGGAAAACUGAGAGUCCACUUGGACAUUCAGGUUGGUGAACACACCAACAACUACCCCGAGAUCGCAGCCAAAGACAAACUGUCCGAGCUGCAGCUGAGGGUCCGACAACUUCUGGACCAGGUGGAACAGAUCCAGAAAGAGCAGAACUACCAGCGCUACCGUGAGGAGCGUUUCCGUAUGACGAGCGAGAGCACGAACCAGCGAGUUCUGUGGUGGUCUAUCGCUCAGACCUUCAUCCUCAUCAUCACCGGCAUCUGGCAGAUGAGACACCUCAAGAGCUUCUUUGAGGCCAAAAAGCUGGUGUGAGGAUCAGACAGCGUUACAGAGACAAUAACUCAAGUAACAUUCAUUAACGUUAUGGUUUUCAAGCAAGGAAAUACUCAGUGCUUCAUUUUAGUUUUUUCUUUUUAAAUUCAGUUCAGUACAACUUUAUCUUGAGCAGAAAAAUUAGGUCACAAUGAGCUUAAAUAGGUAGAACAUUAACAACCCUUAAAUCUACAGUACCCCUGAUACCCAUUUAUCAUGCAUGAUCAUUUAUCAUACACAUCUAGCAUCUAGAACGUUGUUAAUUUUACUAAACUGUGUGAUAUGAAAAUGCUAUGCCUUUAAAGUGAUGAUCAUUAUGGGUGCAUGGAAACUACUGUUGACUUCAAGGUUGUAUUACUGGUACUUAUAAACGUGAAGAAUCAAGCUAAAACUAAUUUUUAGCAUUUCUCAACAUUUUUAAUAUGUAUGUUUUGAUGUAUUUUGAUGACUUUGACAAAUGUGUGGCUUUGGUUUCAUAUUCUAUCUGUCUUGGGCUCUCAGAUAGGUUUGAUGUUCAUGAUUUUGAGGGAGAAUGAUUCAAGCUAAUUGACUGUGUCUUGCAUAGAAGCUAUUUAGGCCAAAAAAGAAAUGCAUUUUUUUAGGAUUUUUCUGACUUUGUGGUUUACAAAAUAUGAUUUCUGUUGUUCUCAGUCUAUGCUCUGUUUCGUGCUUUAUUUAUUUACUGGACCGGCCACAUUUAAAAUACAAUACAAGUAGUUAUAACACUAUAAUUCAUGAAAACUAAAGGUUUUCUGGUUUCUUUUUCAAUUUUACAGGAUCUUUGGAAAUUUUUGUACUGGCUUCUUACAAGUACCAAUUUAUAUGUAAAAAAAAAAAAAAAUGCUGGUUCGCAUGAUGCACUAUGUCAAAAUCCUCCAUUUGUGAAAAUUGGAAGGUUAUUUAUGGGUUAAUGCAGCUCUGUAUUCUCAAGUGUCAUUCAAGCUUUGUAAUAAUCGGUUCAUCAGUGUGCAUGCAGAUACUUAACUGUACACUCGGUACUCAGUCUUUACAUCAUGUUUGACACAUGAUUCAUUAACACUGUCUUAGUUUCUGUGGCUAUUUAUUUGAGUUGUUUCUUUAAAUUAAAUGCAUUUUAAAUUUA